This is a messenger RNA of Microthlaspi erraticum, 762 nucleotides long. Lineage: Eukaryota; Viridiplantae; Streptophyta; Magnoliopsida; Brassicales; Brassicaceae. The record is from the annotation of a GenBank genome assembly.
AUGCAACCAGAGAGCUCAGAUCAGAUGUUGUAUUCGUUCCUCGCUGGAAAUGAAAUCUCCAGCGGUGGAUACUGUGUCUCCAGCGACUGCAUGUCGACUAUGCAGAGCUUAUGCGGGUCGUCGUCGUCGACGUCAUCUUAUUACCCACUGGCUAUCUCCGGCAUCGGAGAAACUAUAGCUCAAGACAGAGCUAUUGCUGCUUUGAGGAAUCACAAAGAAGCUGAGAGAAGAAGAAGAGAGAGAAUCAAUUCUCAUCUCAACAAGCUUCGUAACGUACUCUCUUGUAACUCUAAGACAGAUAAAGCCACACUGCUCGCCAAAGUGGUUCAACGCGUCAAAGAACUUAAACAGCAAACCCUAGAGAUCUCCGACUCCGACCAAACCCUAUUACCCUCAGAGACCGACGAGAUCAGCGUUCUACACUUUGGAGACUACUCAAACGACGGUCAUAUAAUCUUCAAAGCCUCUUUAUGUUGUGACGACAGAUCAGAUCUCUUGCCUGACCUCAUGGAGAUACUUAAGUCUCUUCACAUGAAGACUCUUCGAGCUGAGAUGGUAACUCUUGGUGGUCGGACAAGAAGUGUUCUUGUUGUAGCUGCAGACAAAGAGAUGCACGGCGUCGAGUCUGUGCAUUUUUUACAGAACGCUCUUAAGUCGCUGCUCGAGCGGUCAAGCAAGUCGUUGAUGGAACGGAGUUCUGGUGGUGGUGGAGGAGAACGGUCAAAACGGCGUCGUGCGCUGGAUCACAUCAUAAUGGUGUGA